This is a messenger RNA of Spea bombifrons (plains spadefoot toad), 3572 nucleotides long. It is a transcript of the gene CAPN3, whose product is annotated as calpain 3. NCBI's taxonomy places the organism in Eukaryota, Metazoa, Chordata, Amphibia, Anura, Pelobatidae. The record is from RefSeq and is a predicted model, not a curated record. Gene Ontology annotation, biological process: negative regulation of apoptotic process; proteolysis. Gene Ontology annotation, cellular component: cytoplasm. Gene Ontology annotation, molecular function: calcium ion binding; calcium-dependent cysteine-type endopeptidase activity. The transcript has 24 exons. The coding region runs from base 307 to 2724 and encodes 805 amino acids.
UAGCUCCGGGAUAAAACUUCUCAGUUGCCAUCAAGUCACAGAAGACACACACACACACACACACCGCACAACUUGUUGAAUGAUUGUCCAUGUGCGAUUGAUUGAUCUCUGCUUACGGAUUUCCUUCGGAAAGCGAAAUGGUGUUCUGGACCUUCUGGCACAUUAAAGUCAAUUAGAAAAAAAAGAGCAAGACAGGACAGAUAUUGAGUUUUUUGGCAGACUUCCUCUAUUCUGCCUUCGCUGGGAAGUUGUGAAAUCCUCUAUAGAUUUACUUCUUUUUUUUUUUUUAACAUACACAGACUCUCCAUGCCUUCCGAAAUCGCUCCGGCGGUUGCGGAGCCGACUCAGGCUGGGUCAGUACCCGCUGCUACCGGCUCCGACGGCGGCACGGGCGGAAUCUACACAGCCAUUCUCAGCCGGAAUUUGCCCAUUAUUGGCGGGCGUGAAAAAACCUUCGAAGAGCUCAGAAAAAAAUGCCUGGAGAGAAAUGUCCUGUUUGAAGAUCGGGAGUUUCUAGCAGACGACAGCUCGCUGUUCUACAGUCAGAGUUUGCCUGUGAAGUUUGAUUGGAAAAGACCACCGGAAAUAUGUGAAAAUCCCCAGUUUAUCAUUGGUGGAGCAAACAGGACAGACAUCUGCCAAGGAGAUUUAGGUGACUGCUGGUUCUUGGCUGCCAUUGCUUGUUUGACGCUGCACGAGAAGCUACUUUUCCGUGUCAUACCGCCAGAACAGAAUUUCACUGACAACUAUGCUGGGAUAUUUCAUUUCCAGUUCUGGCGUUAUGGAGACUGGGUGGAUGUGGUUAUUGACGACUGCCUGCCAACUUUUAAUAAUCAGCUGGUGUUUACCAAGUCUUCCCAGCGGAAUGAGUUUUGGAGCGCCCUGCUGGAAAAAGCCUAUGCAAAGCUUCAUGGAUCCUACGAGGCUCUCAAAGGUGGGAACACCACUGAAGCCAUGGAGGAUUUCACAGGUGGGGUGACGGAAUUCUACGAGAUUAAGGACGCACCAAAGGACUUGUUCAAAAUUCUGAAGAAAGCUUUUGAAAGGGGCUCUCUCAUCGGAUGCUCAAUUGAUGAAAAAAAUGAGUUUUCCUAUGGGAUUGCUCCCCCAAGUGACAUUGGGGAAGCAAUAAGACGAAUGAUAGAAAAUGUGGGUGACUCGCAAACCGAUUUAAAUGGCAAAGGCUUGGAUCCACGGCCAUAUGGGGCUAUUGUACCUGCUCAGUUUGAGACCCGCAUGGCCAGUGGACUAGUUAAAGGCCAUGCUUAUUCUGUAACUGGAGUGGAAGAGACCUCGUUUAAGGGAGCUAAAGUUAAGCUUGUCCGUCUCAGAAAUCCUUGGGGGCAAGUGGAAUGGAACGGAUCUUGGAGCGACAACUCAAAAGAGUGGACCAUCAUAGAUAAAUCGGAGAAAUCCCGUCUGCAGCAUCAGAUAAAAGAAGAUGGCGAGUUUUGGAUGUCGUUUGAUGAUUUCAUGAAGAACUUCACAAAGUUAGAAAUCUGUAAUCUGACGGCGGACGCGCUAGAAUCCGAUCAACUCCAAACAUGGACAGUGUCCGUUAACGAAGGACGAUGGGUCAGAGGCUGCUCGGCUGGGGGGUGUCGGAAUUUCCCAGACACCUAUUGGACCAACCCACAAUAUCGUCUUAAACUCCUGGAGGAGGACGAUGACCCGGAUGACAAUGAGGUCGUCUGUAGCUUCCUUGUAGCGUUAAUGCAGAAAAAUCGUAGGAAAGACCGCAAGGCGGGAGCCAAUCUGUACACCAUAGGCUUUGCCAUUUAUGAAGUUCCAAAAGAGAUGCACGGAAACAAGCAACACUUACAAAAGGACUUCUUCAUGUACAAUGCCUCAAAAGACAGGUGUAAGUCAUAUAUCAACAUGAGAGAGGUAUCACAGCGUUUCCGUCUGCCCCCAAGCGAAUAUGUCAUCAUCCCAUCAACCUACGAGCCCCACCAGGAAGGAGAGUUUAUCUUACGGGUUUUCUCCGAGAAAAGAAACAUCUCUGAGGAAGUAGAAAAUAAGAUUGAAAUCGAUCGUCCAAGUAAAAAGAAAAAAGCCAAGCCCAUCAUCUUUGUGUCGGACAGAGCAAACAGCAAUAAGGAAUUGAGUGUGGACGAAGUGUCUGACGAAGAAAAGAAAAAAAGGAGCCGGGAUGAAAAAGAGGGAAAAGAUAAGACGUCGGGUAACACAGACAAGGAGAGCGAGGAGGAUAACAUGUUCAGGAACAUCUUUCAGCAGAUCGCAGGCAGUGACAUGGAAAUCAGCGCAGAUGAACUUCAAAGUGUCCUUAACAAAGUCAUUAAUAAACAUAAAAAUUUGAAGUGUGACGGAUUCACUCUGGAAUCGUGCCGCAGUAUGAUCGCGCUCAUGGAUACGGACGGCUGCGGAAGGUUAAAUCUGCAGGAGUUUCAUCACCUUUGGAAAAAGAUCAAGCACUGGCAGAAAAUCUUCUUGCGUUACGAUUCAGACCAGUCGGGCACAAUCAAUAGUUACGAGAUGAGGAACGCGGUCAACGAAGCAGGGUUCCACCUGAACAAUCAGCUUUAUGACAUCAUCACGAUGCGAUAUGCCAACAAGCACAUGAACAUUGACUUUGACAGCUUCAUCUGCUGCUUUGUGCGCCUGGAGGGAAUGUUCAGGGCGUUUGACGCAUUCGACAAAGAUGGAGAUGGACUGAUCAAGCUAAAUAAGUUGGAGUGGCUGCAGCUUACCAUGUACGCCUGAGAGCCCCCGUUCUACGGUUCAGCUUUCCUUGGCUCCUCGCGCCCACCUCUCGCUCGCUCGCACAGCGCAGGAUACACUCAGGAUCUGUCGGACAGAGCUCUUCACACUUACCUCAUCGUCCUCAAAUACACGGAAAACCGGCAAUAACGUCUUAUGUUUACUUCCACAAGCGCAACCGAGAAGCCAUUUUAUUUUGUGACAGGAUAGACAAUUCAUCCCCCGUUAGUAGCGGAUUACAGCGAGGAUCCCAGUGUUAUGAAAAGGUGUACGUACGUCCACUUCUAUACGACAUUUAAGGUGGGCUACAUAUAUUCACAGCCAGACGUUCACAUACCCCCUACUGCUACAUGUUAAUUUAUUCAUGUGAACAUUUCAAAGGGUAAUUAUACCAACGUCUUGGGCGCAAACCACCUUAAAAUGUGUUUCUUUGUGAUGUUGGCAUAUCUAAAUUAUAUCAAGCGAUGGGAGCAGCCAUUUUGACGCAAAUGAAUACACAUUGCAUACGAUUAGCGUUUCUGUGAUAUUUACCGGGGGGGGGGGUCGUUAAUAUCACAAACUUUAGAAAGAUCAAAAUGACAAAAAGGUAUUCCUUUCGAUGGCUUUUGUUAAUAUUGAGCAAGCUACCUCAGCUAUAGUUUACCUGAACAACAAAACGGCUGACCCGGCUGCGUCAGAGAAACUUGCGAUGUCCCGCGUGUAAUUAUUUGCGCUCAUACCCUUUUACGAGUUAGAGCGUUUGGCCGUAGCGAUAGAAAGUGCUGAAAGUAUUAUAUUUGUGGCGUGAGAUUUGAAAUGUUGACGUGUACAUUUUUGUAUGUGACAGCGGCACGGUAUACGCUCGAUCACAC